Aspergillus calidoustus is the source of this 1158-nucleotide messenger RNA. Lineage: Eukaryota; Fungi; Ascomycota; Eurotiomycetes; Eurotiales; Aspergillaceae. The record is from the annotation of a GenBank genome assembly.
GUUCAUUCUCCUUGCCACUCCUUCCGAUAUUCAUCAGCAAUGCCCUCAGAGCCACCCCUCGUCCUCGUAACCGGCGGAACAGGCUUCCUCGCCCUCUGGGUUAUAACCCAACUCCUCCAACAGCACUAUCGCGUCCGCACGACAGUCCGGGACCUCUCACGCAAAACGCAUAUCCACUCCUGCCUGCGUGAGGCCGGCCUAGCCGAAGACCAAAUCCGCUCCCUCGAAAUCAUCCAAGCCGACCUGCUCACCGACGAAAACUGGCCCGCCGCCGUCGCAGGGGCAACAUACAUCCAACACGUCGCAUCGCCCUUUCCCGCUCAUUUCCCAAAGAACCUAGACGACGAGCUCAUUAGGCCCGCCCGCGAGGGGACACUGCGUGUCCUGCGGGCGGCAAGGGACUCAGGGACUGUGAAGCGCGUGGUGCUGACGAGCAGUCUCGCGGCGGUGACAUACGGACACGAAUACGGAUACGCAGGGGCCGGUGGUGAGGAACGCGGGUUCACCGAGGAGGACUGGACGGACCUCGAUUCUGGAAGGGCUGUCCUGCCGUAUCCGCGGUCGAAGACGCUUGCGGAGCGGGCCGCGUGGGAGUUUAUGCAGACGAUGACCGCAGAAUGGAAAGACGGAGGUGAUCACGGUCAGAAGGGCCCACCAUUUGAUCUUGUGGCCGUCAACCCCGUAACCAUCUUCGGCCCCGCGCUGGGCAAAGAAGACGGGACGAGUCUCCGGACGCUCGUCGAGUUGCUACAGGGGAACGCCCCCGGGAUCCCCAAGCUGCACUGGCCGCUUGUCGACGUGCGCGAUUGCGCGCGGAUGCAUUUACUCGCCAUGACGACACCCGCGGCGGGCGGGGAGCGGUUCCUGUGUGUUGGCGAGGGGAGUCUUUGGACGGAGGAGAUUGCAAAGAUUCUCAAGAGGAGGUUUGGGGAAAGGGCGAGCAAGGUGCCCACGAGGGUCCUGCCGAAUUUUGCGAUUCGGAUUGUGGCGCUAGUGUGGCCGGUUAUCAGGCUUGUACUCCCCGAGUUGGGGCAUGAGAAGAAGGUGAGUAAUGCCAAGGCGAGGGAGGUUCUGAAGUGGGAGUGGGAGUAUAGCAGUGAGGAGGCAAUUGUGGCAGGUGCUGAGAGUCUGUUCAAGUUUGGCGUUGUUCAGGUUUAG